UGGUUGGCAGCUGCGGCGCAGAGUCCAGCCGCUGGUGCGCGGAGCAGUUCGCUGUCUCCAGAGCGGUUCGGCCCAGCCGUUCGCCUAGGCGCCCAGGCCCGGUGCGCGCGUGCGUGAGCGCGCCUGCGCCGCCGGGGCCGCUGCCGGGGGGAGGGCGGCCACUGCAGGAGGAUCCUUUUCCCCCAGAAAUUGCUCAAUGCUGAAACCUUUCAAAGUCAUAUUAGAGACGCUGGAAGCACCAUGGAUGGGUUUUAUGAUCAGCAAGUCCCUUUUCUGGUCCCAGGGAAAUCUCGAUCAGAGGAAGGUCGAGGGCGGCCUGUGAUUGACAGAAAGAGGAAGUUUUUGGACACCGAUCUGGCUCAUGAUUCUGAAGAGUUGUUUCAGGAUCUCAGUCAGCUACAAGAGGCUUGGUUAGCUGAAGCACAAGUUCCUGAUGAUGAACAGUUUGUCCCAGAUUUUCAGUCUGAUAACUUGGUGCUUCAUGCCCCCCCUCCAACCAAGAUCAAGCGGGAGCUGCACAGCCCCUCCUCGGAGCUGUCGGCCUGCAGCCACGAGCAGGCUCUCGGUGCUAAUUACGGAGAAAAGUGCCUCUACAACUACUGUGCCUAUGAUAGGAAGCCUCCCUCUGGGUUCAAGCCAUUAACCCCUCCUACCACACCUCUGUCACCCACCCAUCAGAAUUCCUUGUUUCCCCCACCCCAGGCAACUCUGCCCACCUCAGCGCAUGCCCCCGGAGCUGGCCCAGUCCAAGCUGUGGGCCCUGCCCCCACCCCUCAUCCGCUUCCAGAACCUGGACCACAGCAACAAACCUUUGCGGUCCCUCGACCACCACAUCAGCCCCUGCAGAUGCCAAAGAUGAUGCCCGAAAACCAGUAUCCAUCAGAACAGAGAUUUCAGAGACAACUGUCUGAACCCUGCCACCCCUACCCUCCUCAGUCAGGAGUUCCUGGAGAUAAUCGCCCCAGUUACCACCGGCAAAUGUCGGAACCCAUUGUUCCUGCAGCUCCCCCUCCCCCUCAGGGAUUCAAACAAGAAUACCAUGACCCACUCUAUGAACACGGGGUCCCUGGAAUGCCGGCACCCCCAGCACAUGGGUUCCAGUCACCAAUGGGAAUCAAGCAGGAGCCCCGAGAUUACUGCGUUGAUUCAGAAGUGCCUAACUGCCAGUCAUCCUACAUGAGAGGGGGAUAUUUCUCCAGCAGCCAUGAAGGUUUUCCAUAUGAAAAAGAUCCCCGGUUAUACUUCGACGACACUUGCGUUGUGCCUGAGCGACUGGAAGGCAAAGUCAAGCAGGAGCCCACCAUGUAUCGGGAGGGCCCCCCUUACCAGAGGCGAGGCUCGCUGCAGCUGUGGCAGUUCCUGGUCACCCUUCUGGAUGACCCAGCCAAUGCCCACUUCAUUGCCUGGACCGGACGCGGCAUGGAGUUCAAGCUGAUAGAACCAGAGGAGGUUGCUCGGCGUUGGGGCAUCCAGAAGAACCGGCCAGCCAUGAACUAUGACAAACUGAGCCGUUCUCUACGCUAUUACUAUGAAAAGGGCAUCAUGCAGAAGGUGGCUGGGGAGCGAUACGUUUACAAAUUUGUCUGCGACCCCGAUGCCCUUUUCUCCAUGGCCUUCCCGGACAAUCAGCGCCCAUUCCUGAAGGCAGAAUCCGACUGCCCCCUCAGUGAGGAGGACACCCUGCCCCUGACCCACUUUGACGACAGCCCUGCUUACCUCCUGGAUGUGGAUCGCUGCAGCAGCCUCCCCUACGCUGAAGGCUUUGCUUACUAAGUUUCUGAGUGGCUGAGCGGCCAAACCCUAGAGCUAGCAGUUCCCAUUCAGCAAAUGAGGGCAGUGGUUUUGUUUGUGUUCUUGGCUGUUCCUAAAGCUUGCCCUUUGAGUAUUAUCUGAGAACCUAGCCGGCUCUGGAUUGACACCCUUACACACAGACACCUUGGCUGGGAGUGGGAACAGGGAGGGGUGAAAAGUUCACCCAAAGGCGGUGAUUCUGAAAGGGUUUCUGGGAAGAGGUGGGAAUGGACCCUCCUUAACCACCAUGGGCGAUACAUGCAAAGCAAUACCUUGUUCAGGUUCAUACCUGCAAAACAGACCGAUUGUGUGACAAUCUGCAUUGAUCAUGGACAACUAAAUGUCUUUGCACAGAAGGGCUCCGAUUUGCAUAGUUUAUUGAACAAAGAAGUCACAAGCCCAUAGCAGAGGACAGGCUUCACUGGGGAGGCCCAAAUCGUUAAAGCUGAAAAAUACAUCUUGAAAUUUGCAGAGUUCUUCUAGCUCACUCUGGACGCUUCCCCUUGGUCCAGAAUAGGGGGACAGCUGUUACCCACUCCAUGGUUCUCCAAUCACAAACCAUCACUACUCCUGGGAACCUUCCGGCCACGUGGUCACCAAGUAGAGCCAGCCCCCUCUCUUCCUGGUCACAUGGCUGAAGGUGGAUGGCUUUCAUUUGAGGAGAAGGGCGAUUAACACUUGACAGUAUUUUGUUUUGCUUUGAUUCGGGGGGGGGAUUGUUUUGUCUUGGCCAUUGUUUUGGAAAAACAGUUUAUAAAACUGAUUUUGUAAUUUUGGUAUUUAAAGCAAAAAACAAAAACAAACCUUUCGGUAACUGUGCACUGUGUCCCUUAGGCAGGGCCACGCUGAUUUCCUAUGAUGCCGCAGCUUGAGAGGGGCUUUGCUGGGGCCCCCUCAGCCAUGUGAAAGCCCGCUUCGUUGCCUGUCCGUGCCCUCUGCACCAGACAACCCAACAGAACAUUUGCACCCAAGUUGUACAUUUCUGAAGUGUGUGGGGCAGCCUGGACACGAGCUUAGAUUCCAUGUGUAUAGCGCACCAUGUUCACUAAUGUGCCCACUGGGCAGCAGAUGUACAUACUACACGUCCUGUCUACUUGGAAGCCAGCCACUGGUGGGACCCCAGGGCUGUUUCCUAGGGCAUGACUGAUGGCAACUGCCAUUUCAUUAGUUUGUUUUGUUCUCUUUUUUUCUUUAAAUCUUGGACUUUGAACCCUGCGUAACAAUUCAGUAGGGUUUAUUGAGACUUUACACAUGACACUGACAGGUAAGACAAUGCUAGCAUUCUGGUUUCCUGCCACUUUUUUGUUUUUUCUUCUGAGUGCUGUAUUAUAUUGGUGAAGUUUAAAACAACCAAGCUAAAGUUUUGUGCAAGUUGAGCUCAAAGUAGAGGAGAAGUCACUAGAAAGCGGUAGUACCUUGCUGCCUGCUCUGUUGAGGGCUCUGUGUGCCCUGACUGCUGUCCUUGUGUGUGCAAGGAGACAGUGCUAACUCCACAAGUGUGAGACACAUCCUUUGAAAUGCUGUUCUGUAAUAGAAGUGCUCCAUGGUCCUCCUUACAACCAACAGCACAUUGGUGAAGAAGUUCACAGGGACAAGGGCUUUGUUUUACAGCUAUGAAAACAUCAGAUUUCCCUCUACUGGAAGCUGAUUUAGCCUACGAAAGUGUCGAACCUGUUGCUUGGGUCUUAAUUAGCAUUGUACUCUAAUCAAAGGACUCUUUCUAAACCAUAUUUAUAGCUUUCUAAUCUACACAUAGUCUAUACAUAGAUGCAUAUUUUACCCCCAGCUGGCUAGAGAUUUAUUUGUUGUAAAUGCUGUAUAGAUUUGUUGUUUUUUUUUUUCCUUUCUUAUACUGGUUUGGGUUUUGGGGUUUUUUUUAUGAAUUUAUGCUAGUUUAGCAAGUAGGAAAAUAAUCUUCUGUAGCCUGAGCUGCCCCCUCCCCUGCUGUAACUACGAGCGAGGCCUGUGCUCGUGGGACGUAGCACGGAAGGCAUCACCGUUGCAUUUCCCGUGGACUCACGCACCUCCCGGAUGGUUUUUGUUUCUUUCAGAGUUUUGGGGGGUUGGUUCAUUUGCUUCUUUUCCAGAGUGUGGAAAAUCUACAGUGCAGAAAGGCUUUCACCUGCCGGUUGAUUUUAAAUACUUUCCCCUGCGCAGGGCUGUGUGCAUCCUGCCAAGCUGCGUUAUAUUCUGUACUGUGUACAAUAAAGAAGUUUGCUUUUCGUUUAC
Molecule: messenger RNA, 4020 nt
Organism: Heterocephalus glaber (naked mole-rat)
Lineage: Eukaryota; Metazoa; Chordata; Mammalia; Rodentia; Bathyergidae
Gene: Etv5
Product: ETS variant transcription factor 5
Biological process (GO): regulation of transcription by RNA polymerase II; cell differentiation
Cellular component (GO): nucleus
Molecular function (GO): sequence-specific DNA binding; DNA-binding transcription factor activity, RNA polymerase II-specific
Source: RefSeq, a predicted model, not a curated record